GGUGUGAAAUGAAGGACUGUGAAAUUUGGCGGUUGUACCACUAAUAUCUGCUACACACUUUCGAGACUCCCGAAAUGGGUUUUAGGCUAUCCUUGAGGUUCUGUACUUUCUCCAGCUUCGUAUGUACCUUAAUCACAUUGAUAUUCCUGUCACAGGCGGAAUUGCUGGACAAGCGCAUCUUCUCCAUCUUUCAUCGCGAUUCGGAUUCUGGAUCUGCCACUUGCAAUGGACAGAAAAGCAACGUCAGCUGCCCUAUGAGCGAACUUCCCUCACAAUUCGCAGCCUACCGCCGUUUCCUGAUGUUCCAAUGUGUGCUAGUCCUCAUCGGAUUAUUGGCGUUCACCAUCGUAAGGGAACGACAAAACCUCUUGGACAAAAAAUUAACACAGAAAGUCAACCGCCAAAUUGCAGCCGGUGUAUAACAUCUAAGUCUGUACAGUGACCCUAUGUGCUGAGGAUGUUACGAUGACGAUGGUUCCACUGCAACAGCAUCGGCCAUUCUAUCUGAUGUGUCCUCUCAACUAUCCGAUGCCUUUCCUUUGAGUGCUCAUAUAAUUCACCUAAGAAACUUGCUGUGAUGCUUUUGUAACCGUUAUGUAUCACUCUAUUUAAUGCUAAUUAAAUACAGCUGCUUAAGGCUA
Messenger RNA from Dicrocoelium dendriticum, 641 nucleotides. Lineage: Eukaryota; Metazoa; Platyhelminthes; Trematoda; Plagiorchiida; Dicrocoeliidae. The record is from the annotation of a GenBank genome assembly.